AUGACCGAGAACUGGACCCUUGAAGAGAAGGAAAACCAGCGUCGUCUCGUCAAAUUUAAGUUCAUACGGCUCUCGCCUGCUGAGUACUUUGUCCAGUUCGAUCCUAUCAAAAAGGAACAGUACGACCACACGUCACCCAUCAUCUCAUGCAUUUUCUGGAAGGAGAAGGACUUGCACAUCGUCACCUCAGUGGACAUCAUCUUGAUCCUCGAGUACUUGGUGCAAGAGUCGUUCAGCAUCGAGGAGAAAAACAGAAUCAGACGUAAUCUCCAGUCGCUCAAGCCCCAAACCAUCUCGCGCACUAACAAGCAGUUUGGCCGCUUCUUCAAGCUCUUGAUGUCCAUGGAGGACCCGCGCCCCAGAAACAUAGAGCAGGACUUGAAGGUGUUCCGCUGGAGCGACUUGUUCAAGGCCAUCAACAAGGUCAUCUCCAAGUAC
Molecule: messenger RNA, 438 nt
Organism: Suhomyces tanzawaensis NRRL Y-17324
Lineage: Eukaryota; Fungi; Ascomycota; Pichiomycetes; Serinales; Debaryomycetaceae
Exons: 1
Cellular component (GO): nucleus
Source: RefSeq, a predicted model, not a curated record